AACUAUUUUUCUUUAUUUUCAGGUGUCUUUUGUUUUUUCCUAGUCUCAUGCAGUUUCUGUUACGCGUCGGAAUGUCAAAAGAAUAUAUACUUCAAAGAUGCUGGACCUCUCGUAGAGACCAGCACCGGUUCCAUUGUUGGAAAGUAUGUUAAAGUCUUCGACACAGAUGUUGCUUCUUUCUUAGGUAUCCCUUUCGCUGAACCACCUGUUGCUGACAAGCGAUUUUUGAAGACAGACCCUAUAGCGCCAUGGGAUGGUCUACUGAAAGCGACCAAAAUGCCACCGCCUUGCAUUCAAUAUUCGAGUCGAAAUUUUGGCUGGAUUCCUGCGUCGGAAGCCAGCGAAAAUUGCUUGUUUUUGAAUAUCUGGACUCCAGUCGCGUGCUGUUCCAAUCCUUCUGGAAGAUUUCCGGUUCUGGUUUGGAUUUAUGGAGGAGGUUUCUAUUCUGGAUCUACGGACAUCGACGCUUAUGAUGGUAGCAUAAUGGCAUCUUACGGCAAUGCUAUUAUCGUAAGCAUCAACUACAGAGUUGGAAUUUUCGGGUUUCUCAAUGAUGGCACAGAUGAUGCUCCAGGAAAUUCUGGUAUGCAUGAUCAGCUUUUAGCUUUGAAAUGGAUCCAAAAGAAUAUUCAGUACUUUGGAGGUGAUCCGCAGUCUAUUACACUCUUUGGUGAGAGUGCUGGCUCUAUGUCCAUUGGUUUGCACAUGAUUUCCCCAAUGUCCAAAGACCUUUUUCACAGAGCUAUAUUGCAAAGUGGAGCACCGUAUAAUCUGGCGGUUACAGACAGUCGUGCCAUUGCUCAAUUCAAACUCAAAGCCUUUGGUGAAGCUGUCGGUUGUAUCUCUGAUAGCAGCACCGAAGAAUACAGUGCUUCUCAGGUUUUGGCCUGCAUCAAAAGUAAAGAUUCUUUAGAACUAGCCAAAGCUGAAAAUAAUUUCACGUCCAAAUUUCCAAGCUUCUUUAUUCCAACACACGGGGACGAAUUUCUACCAAAAUCACCUGUAGAAAUGUUAGAAUCUGGUAGUUUUCAAGACGUGGACGUUUUGAUUGGUAACAAUCAGAAUGAGGGAUCUGUCUUCCUUAGUUAUAUCAUACCCGAGCUGUUUCCUUUAGACGCAAAACCUCCGGUUUCGAAGGAAAUUGCAGAGAAGAUAGUUAUUAAACUGUUUGAAAAGAUUCCGAAUUUUCCUGCUGAUGAAAUAUUUCAGUAUUAUUUCCAACAUAUUCCUGAAGAAGAUACAGACGCCAUUGUGAAAGCUAUCGCUGAUAGCUUUGGUGAUUUCGUUUUCGUAUGUCCAACACUGUUCUUUGCAGAGAAAAUUAAAAAUGUAUAUGCUUACUGGAACACUCAUCGCUCCUUGAGAAGCAAUUUCGCCGACUGGCUUGGUGUAACUCAUUUUGAUGAAGUCCCCUUUGUAUUCGGAGAGCCGAUUCUUGACACCUAUAAUUACACACCAGAGGAUAGCAGAUAUAGUGCCGAUUUGAUCCGAAAAUGGGUUUCAUUUGCACGUAGCGGAAAUCCACUUGGAGAGGAAGGAAGCAAAUUAAAUUGGCCAAAAUUUACAGCUGAAAACCCUCAAGUCUUGGUGCUAAAUCCUAGAUUAAGCACCAACACGACUUUUCCCCGACUGUCCCAAUGUGAAUUUUGGAGGCCGUUUUUUACUCAGCUAUUGAGGAAUAGCACAGUUUCUGGAUGAACACAGUGUAUUUGUUUUCAUUUGUAAAAUACAACCGUAUUUCUUUCAAUCUUGGAUUUUAUCAUUAUCAAACUUUUCAAAGAAUUUCCCGACUAUUCAGGUGGACAAUAAAAAGCUACUCGAAUGCCGAAAAUGCUUUGAAUGCCGUAUUUGGAAUCAUUUGUGUAAUAGAUUUUAACUCCAUUAAAGGUCCAACACCUGAUUGUAUUUA
Messenger RNA from Stegodyphus dumicola, 1909 nucleotides. Its product is annotated as acetylcholinesterase-like. Gene Ontology annotation, biological process: choline metabolic process; acetylcholine catabolic process. Gene Ontology annotation, molecular function: acetylcholinesterase activity. NCBI's taxonomy places the organism in Eukaryota, Metazoa, Arthropoda, Arachnida, Araneae, Eresidae. The record is from RefSeq and is a predicted model, not a curated record. Gene Ontology annotation, cellular component: plasma membrane.